Molecule: messenger RNA, 2459 nt
Organism: Lotus japonicus
Lineage: Eukaryota; Viridiplantae; Streptophyta; Magnoliopsida; Fabales; Fabaceae
Product: probable polygalacturonase
Exons: 5
Coding region: 1368-2231 (287 amino acids)
Biological process (GO): carbohydrate metabolic process
Molecular function (GO): polygalacturonase activity
Source: RefSeq, a predicted model, not a curated record
CUUUGUCCUAAGUUUUGAAGAACUUCUUAAAAUUGUUCUUGAAAUGUGAUCAGUGGAUAAUGGGGUGAAUAUUCUUCUCGAUUCCUCAUUCUUCUUGGAGACUUGACUGAUAAAGAUUUUAAAUAAGGCGCUGUUAAAGGUUGUAGGUGUUAUUUUUGCAGUGGUGUUAUUGGGAUCACUAGGAGUGAAGGUAGAAUGCAGAGUAGUCAGAAGAUUACAGGAUCUUGAGUACCCUGCUAUCAAUUGCAGAAAACAUAGUGCAGUCUUGACUGAUUUUGGUGGUGUUGGUGAUGGCAAAACAUCCAACACCAAGGCCUUUCAAUCUGCAAUCAGCAAUCUAAGCCACUAUGCAAAUGAUGGCGGGGCUAUGCUGGUGGUGCCACCAGGGAAAUGGCUCACAGGAAGCUUUAAUCUCACUAGCCAUUUCACACUUUUUCUCCAAAAAGAUGCUGUCAUUCUUGGAUCCCAGGUAUCUAGUCACCUUUGCCCCUUUUCCUGUGGUUGAAUUGUUAGAUUAUUUUGGACAUUGAUUCUUUGCAUUCGAUGUGACCCUAAUCGGAGCCAUCAAUAUCUAAUGGCUCAGAUGUUUCAUUAAGAUCAGAUGACUAAUUUAAACUUAAUCUUGAUCAAACGACUGAGAUUUCUUUUUUGCGUGAAUUUAUGAGUUUCAUGACGGUUAGAGAAUUCCAAUCCAAUUAUUUAAAAAGACUGUUCUUCAUGUUGUCAAUAAUGUGUUGUUUAUAUGAGACGUGAAUGAAUUAAAAAAAAAAAGAUAAAACCCCAUGUAGUUCUUGUGGCCAAUCACGUAUUGUGUUAUAUAAGAUGUGAAAAAAGGAGUAAUGAGAUAUACACACCUCACUUUCUCUUCCAUCUCAUUUCCACCUAUUUUUCUUCCUAUCUCUCUCUGCAUUUCCUGUCACAUCACAUAUCAUAUCACUAAUUUCUCUAUCAUUCAUUCACUAAUUGAAUAUAUAGUUGACUAAUUGAAUAUGAUUUCUUUUAUGUUUGGUACAUGUCCUUUGCACUCUAUUUUACUAUGAAAGUAGCAUUUAUCAAAAGGUAUGUAGCAUUCGUUAACACAGUACAAUUGAUGGAAAUUUGUUUGCCUAAUCACAUUUAUCUCUAACCUAUCUUUGAUUUCUUGGCUCCUUAGUUAAGCAGCAUUUGACAUCAAUUGUUUGUUUUUUUUUUAAUUUUGACUUUUCUCCUAAAUAAACACCAUUGACCAUUGGCCAACAUUAACAAGUUGAAUCAGAGUGGCCCUCACUGAUGUUGUUAUUACUGGUCACAAUGGUACGAUUGAUGGGCAAGGAUCUUACUGGUGGGACAAGUUCCACAAAAAAGAAUUAAAACUCACCAGGCCUUACAUGAUUGAGAUUAUGUACUCUAAUCAAAUUCAAAUCUCAAAUCUCACUUUGGUCAAUUCCCCAUCUUGGUUUGUCCAUCCAAUUUACAGCAGUGACAUUAUAAUUCAAGGGCUGACCAUUCUUGCACCAGUUGACUCUCCCAACACAGAUGGCAUAGAUCCUGAUUCUUGUUCCAACACUAGGAUUGAAGAUUGCUAUAUUGUAUCUGGUGAUGAUUGCAUUGCAGUGAAAAGUGGUUGGGAUGAGUAUGGAAUCAAAUUUGGGAUGCCAAGCCAACACAUAGUAAUCAGAAGACUUACAUGCAUAUCCCCUGAUAGUGCUAUGAUUGCUUUAGGAAGUGAAAUGUCUGGUGGAAUCCAAGACAUUAGAGCAGAAGACCUCACUGCUAUCCACACUGAAUCAGCAGUUAGAAUCAAAACUGCAGUUGGUAGAGGAGCAUAUGUGAAGAACAUUUUUGUCAAAGGAAUGAACUUGUUCACCAUGAAAUAUGUUUUUUGGAUGACAGGUUCUUAUGGAGAACACCCUGACAGUGGCUUUGAUCCAAAAGCACUUCCUACCAUCACAGGAAUCAAUUAUAGAGAUGUGAUUGCAAAGAAUGUCACAUAUUCUGCAAAGCUUGAAGGAAUUGCUAAUGAUCCUUUCACUGGAAUUUGUAUUUCUAAUGUGAAUAUUGAGAAAGUGGGAAAGAAAUUGGCAUGGAAUUGCACUAAUGUUCACGGUGUUACAAGCAAUGUGUCUCCUGAGCCAUGUGUAUUGCUGCAAGAGAAGCCUGGGAAAUUUGACUGUCCUUUUCCGGAAGACAAACUUCCCAUUGAAAGUGUUCAGUUGAAGACUUGUUCCUUUAAAAGUUUGUCACUCUUCUGAGUUCUCAGAGAAUGAAUGUAUUUUCAAUUUUGAUUGUAAUACAAUAAUGAUGCUAUUGUUAUCUAUGAAAGUUCUGAAAAAAUGAAAUCGAAGUUAGAGAGUAAACAUGUGUUUUCCUUAGUACCAAAAAGUCGUUGGGGGUUGAUUACCUAUAAUCGCUUAUUUGAGCUUGUGUUAUAGCAUAAACACUUAUGCAUGUGUUUGGCAAAGUUUAUGUAAAUAGCUUAA